Messenger RNA from Penicillium riverlandense, 1710 nucleotides. RefSeq names its product putative ceramide glucosyltransferase. Gene Ontology annotation, cellular component: membrane. The transcript is spliced from 2 exons. Gene Ontology annotation, molecular function: ceramide glucosyltransferase activity. Bases 1 to 1710 code for a protein of 569 amino acids. NCBI's taxonomy places the organism in Eukaryota, Fungi, Ascomycota, Eurotiomycetes, Eurotiales, Aspergillaceae. The record is from RefSeq and is a predicted model, not a curated record. Gene Ontology annotation, biological process: glucosylceramide biosynthetic process.
AUGCUAGAGCCAUUGCAUUCGCCCUUCCUCGACGCGCCCAUCGGUGAUGGCGCCCUCGUGCGCCUCGCAACGGGUUGGAUCGGCUUGAUCUGGUAUACCACGGUGCUGGCGGUUUGUGCCCUGGGCUAUUUUCAGAUAUGGCGCCAUUUCCUGCGACGACCACGACGAUCCCCUCUUGCGACCUCCUCUGACGCCCCCCAUGUCACAGCAAUUCGCCCGGUCAAGGGCCUCGAGCCGCACCUUUAUGACUGUCUCGCUGCUUCCUUCCGACAGGACUACCCGCCGGACAAGUUGACAGUCUGCCUUUGCGUGUCGUCGAGCGAUGACCCGGCCUAUCCGACGCUGUGCAAAUUGGUGGCCGAUUUCCCGGAGGUGGACGCGCGAAUCUAUGUUGAAGACGACGACCCAUUGCUACAAGACUCCAGCAAGUACGCUCUAGGACCAAACCCCAAGAUCCGCAACAUGAGUCGGGCAUACCGUGAAGCCAAGGGCGACAUCGUAUGGAUUAUCGACUGCAAUGUCUGGGUUGGGAGAGGUGUGUGUGGCCGCAUGGUGGACAGCCUGUGCGGAUCGGCGAGCAACAAGAAAUACAAAUUCGUGCAUCAUCUACCCGUGGUCGUCGACGUGACUGGGGAGAAUAACUCGCAGCAAGAACGGCAGGCACUCCUGGAUGCCACUUGUGGAAAUGACGCAGCGGCUGUAGCUGCCCCCAUGCACUCCAGCCGUCCUGAAGACGGGUUCGCUGCAAUGCUGACAACAGGAGGCGGUCGACUCGAGGAGCUGUUUCUCUCCUCUGCGCACGCGAAGAUGUAUACUGCCAUCAACACUGUGCUCAUUGCGCCAUGCAUUGUGGGCAAAUCCAACAUGUUUCGCCGCUCUCAUCUCGACUACCUUACGAGUCCGUCGCCCACAGACUCCCACGCCCGCCACCCAGGGAUUGACUUCUUCUCCGACAACAUCUGCGAAGACCAUCUGAUCGGCGAUCUCCUAUGGAGAAGGCAGAUACGCGAGGAGAAAGAGCGCGGUGAGCGCUGGGGCAAGCACGCCAUGGUCUUCGGGGAUCUAGCGAUCCAACCCGUUGCCAACAUGAGCGUACAUGCAUACAUUGCUCGUCGGGUGCGGUGGCUGCGUGUACGCAAGUUCACCGUCUUGCUAGCCACGCUCGUCGAGCCAGGCACCGAGUCAUUCCUCUGUUCAAUCUACGGUGCAUGGGGAGUUACGAAUGCCCUGGCACCAUACCUCGAACAAAGUGGCGUGCAAUGUGCCCCUUAUCUAGGCACAUGGACUGCUUUCUUUGCAUUCUUCGCGUUCAGCGUGGUGUCUUGGGUCCUUGUCGACUGGACCUUGUAUAUCAAGCUGCAUUCCGCCAAAACAGUCGAAUUGGACACACACACUCCACCCUUUGCACUGCCCAUCUCCCGCAGUCAUUCUACGCAAACAACUCGCCGUCCUUUCCUCCAAUGGCUUGCCGCAUGGCUAGGCCGGGAGCUUCUAGCUCUGCCAAUCUGGAUUCUGGCAGUCUACGGCGGCGUAACCGUCGUCUGGCGAGAGCGGCACUUCAAGGUUGGUUUUGAUGCAAAAGUCCGAGAAAUUGAGGCCGACAAAGCUGCUCCUAUCGAGGGCUCUUACUCUGCCGGCUCGGUGUCCAAUGGCGUGCAUCUCUCAACACAGAAGCCAGGCGAGAAGAAAGGCAAAGUUCGUUGUGACUGA